Jaminaea rosea is the source of this 1487-nucleotide messenger RNA. RefSeq lists its product as hypothetical. NCBI's taxonomy places the organism in Eukaryota, Fungi, Basidiomycota, Exobasidiomycetes, Microstromatales. The transcript has 2 exons. Bases 271 to 1272 code for a protein of 333 amino acids. The record is from RefSeq and is a predicted model, not a curated record.
UUUUCUCCCGUAUCUCUCUCACUGUGAUCACCUAUUGACGCCCGUAGCGACCCCUCAGAGAAUAAAGAGACCCCCGUCCCCCAACCACUUCUCUCCCGCCGCCGCUACCGUCGUCUGCAAAGCCUCAGCCUCAGUCUCGUACGGCGCGAGCCACGCAAAUAUACCACCACGAUCAUCGUCAGAAUGUCCUUCCUCGGAGAAUCAAGCGCAUCAGAGCCGUCGAUGCCGUCAAUAGAGGACGUCAAGGAGUUUGGACGAGUCCUCGAGAAUAUGCUGGGAGACUCAGGUCGGGCAACCGCAAGUAAGGUGGCCGCCAAACUCUCCACUCUCGUAUCGCCCAGUCCGACGUCAACUCACUUCGCAGCAAGGGUCAUCAAUCAUCUUCCAACAGAUCGCAUAGUUGCGAUCCUCUUCCCCGAGCUGCCGCCUUGGCUCGCAACUGCCUGCUGGCUCUCAAGGCUCAUCGCUUUCCUCAUUCUCGCGCCGAUCCUUCUUGUCGGUCUGGUCGAUUUUGCAGAGUACGCCGUUGUUCGGACGCUAGGCAUGCGACGUCGCAAGCUGCGAGUCAAGCCCAGCAGCGGCACCAACGGCACCUCAUCGUCGUCCUCUCACAAGCCCAGCUCGCGAUAUCACAACCGCAUGCGCCUUUCACCCGCUCAAAUGCGCAAAGGCCAACAUGCAGGCUACUUCAGUCCUGCUCCUCUCCUGGCGCCUGGAGCAUACGAUGCCGACGCCCUACUGCGACACCGCGCCCGCAGCACCUCUUCAGCGUCAUUCGAAGCCCUCGAAGAAUGGCAAAGGACCGGCGGGAGCUUCGCGCGAGUAUCAGAAGUACGCAUGGCAGCCUCCUCAGCCAGUGGGGCGUCCUCGCCCGAAGGGGAUGGAGCUCCCUCUCCCUCGGCCAGGGCCAGCGUUGGAGUCGAUGGCCCGUUAGGCCUCAGCGAGUCAGAUGCAGAAGAUAGCGGUGCAGAGAGCGGGUCGCAGAGUCCCGAAAUUGGCUGGAGACAACGACAAGGCUUGAAGCACUCGAUGCUCAACUUUACGCCUAUGGAGACAGGAAAGAAGCAGCAGCUCGGAUUGGACGUGGUGGACGAUGGCACGCCUCGACUAGGCCAACAGGGUUGGGUCAACAUAACUAGCUCGAGCGACAAGGAGAACGAGACCGUGACGCCCAGCGGCGUCGUUGCUGCGGCCAUGGCAGCAGACUUGGAGCCUGACUUUGAGGCAGCGGCCGCUCUCGCAGCUCCAACGACUAGAUCGAGCGAUGCGUAGAGAUGCGGCCAGAGUGAGAGGCAGAAGGGCAGGCGUGGUUCCAUUUGCUUGGUUUCAAGUUGUUUAUACAGACGCCUCUCUCACCAGACGCCCCUCUAACCACCCUCAAGAUUGUACUAUAUAUCCUGUUGCGGCGUCACGAUAUCCAUCCGACUGGAGAGGAGCACUGGUCCGACGGCUGAAGCGGCCAUCAAUGCAUUGCCAAUUCUAGGUUG